This is a messenger RNA of Callorhinus ursinus (northern fur seal), 2050 nucleotides long. RefSeq names its product hydroxycarboxylic acid receptor 2 (gene HCAR2). The record is from RefSeq and is a predicted model, not a curated record. Gene Ontology annotation, biological process: G protein-coupled receptor signaling pathway. Gene Ontology annotation, cellular component: plasma membrane. Gene Ontology annotation, molecular function: nicotinic acid receptor activity. NCBI's taxonomy places the organism in Eukaryota, Metazoa, Chordata, Mammalia, Carnivora, Otariidae.
UGAACCUCGCGUUCGCCACUCAGACACACGCCUCUUUCCUUGAGCACUCGCUAGGACCGACUCGUUCCACUCAUGAACCCGCACCAGCAGCAGAAUCAUUUUCUGGAAAUAGACAAGAAGAACUGCUGUGUGUUCCGGGAUGACUUCAUAGCCAAUGUGCUGCCGACGGUGUUGGGGCUGGAGUUUGUGUUCGGGCUCCUGGGCAAUGGCCUUGCCCUGUGGAUUUUCUGCUUUCACCUCAAGUCCUGGAAAUCCAGCCGGAUUUUCCUGUUCAACUUGGCUGUGGCUGACUUUCUCCUGAUCAUCUGCCUGCCAUUCUUGACGGACAACUAUGUGAGGAAGUGGGACUGGAGGUUCGGGGACGUCCCUUGCCGGCUGAUGCUGUUCAUGCUGGCCAUGAACCGCCAGGGCAGCAUCAUCUUCCUCACGGUGGUGGCUGUGGACAGGUACUUCCGGGUGGUCCAUCCUCACCACGCUCUGAACAAGAUCUCAAAUCGGACAGCGGCCAUUAUAUCCUGCCUCUUGUGGGGUGUCACCAUCGGCCUCACGGGUCACCUCCUGAACAAAAAAAUGUUGAUCAGGAACCAAGAUGCGAAUUUGUGCAGCAGCUUUAGCAUCUGCCAUACCUUCAGGUGGCAUGAUGCCAUGUUCCUCCUGGAGUUCAUCCUGCCCCUGGGCAUCAUCCUGUUCUGCUCAGCCAGAAUCAUCUGGAGCCUGCGCCAGCGACAAAUGGACAGACAUGCCAAGAUCAGGAGGGCCAUCAACUUCAUCAUGGUGGUGGCCAUUGUCUUCAUCAUCUGUUUCCUGCCCAGCGUGGCUGUGCGCAUACGCAUUUUUUGGCUCUUGCACACCGUGGGCACGAGGAACUGUGACAUGUAUCGCUCGGUUGACCUGGCAUUUUUCAUCACCCUUAGCUUCACCUACAUGAACAGCAUGCUGGACCCUUUGGUGUACUACUUCUCCAGCCCAUCUUUUCCCAACUUCUUCUCCACCCUGAUCAACCGCUACCUGCGGGAGAAGACGCCCCAACAGUCAGAUAAUAACCAGAGCACAAGCAUGGAGCUCACGGGGGAUCUGAGCGCCACCAGGAGUGUGCCAGACAAUUUAGUGGCCCACGCCGGUGAGCCAUGGAACCCUUCUUAUCCGACCCCAGCUUCUCGCUAAAUACCCGAGCCAAGAAGUGAGAUGGUCACCAAGAACCAAGGUCUCUGGGGAAAGAGUUUGGCUGGGUGCACAGAGUAACAUCAUGAGACGUGGCCUGUGGUUUCCUGGAAUUUCCAGAUUCGGAGAAUCGGAUUUAGAGAAGGAGUGUGGCAGAGUGGGCUGCCUGGUUGUGGAGCGUCACCAGAGGACUCUUGGGAGGAACAGAGAGUAAAGCUUCUGAGAUUUCUGCUCAGUCUCUGGCACUCACAGAACCGAAGACGGCCAAACUGUCCACACUUCUGCAGAGUAGAGCUGGAGCCAGGGAGACGCCCAUGAGCACCCGUGAUUCACUGGCCUCCUUCCCUCACCUGCCUGAGGCAGGGAUGGCUCUCAGCUCCUGGGGGCGAUACCCAGUCGGUCGGGCUCUAGCCGGGAUAAGGAAAGCUAAGUGGUUGGAGGGGAGUUAUGGCCCCUGGGCGGAGGCCAGGAAUCAUUAAAGAAGCCAGUAGGUCACCCACAUUCCAAGGGACCGAUUCAUCUUUCAGCCAAGCUUUAGCAGAAAAGCACCGGGCAGGAGACUUGUAAGCUUUGGUUAAUAUCUGAGUUUCCGGUUGAGGUAAGAGAGGGAUUAGCCAGGGCAGGACUGAGCAAAACAGUCUUACUGAGAGAAAGAAAAGGCAUUUUGCAGCGACCUGCGCCUAAUCCAUUCCUCUCCUGUUGACUAAUUGGAAGGCUGAGGGUUAGAGGCUUCAGAGAAGACAGCUGCUUCCCACCUGUUUGGUUUUGUCGUUAAAAGGGAAAUGCUGCCCAAUGGUUAGAGGGAGAAGGUUCCUUCUGGUUCAUUUGCUUGUGUUCCUGUCCUUAUAAGAAAUCUACCACUUCAAUAAAUUUUGAUGUGAGACACACA